This is a messenger RNA of Closterium sp. Yama58-4, 5184 nucleotides long. The record is from the annotation of a GenBank genome assembly. Lineage: Eukaryota; Viridiplantae; Streptophyta; Zygnematophyceae; Desmidiales; Closteriaceae.
AUGGGCGUGCCAAUCGCGCUGCUCGUCGCGUCGCUCAACCCGCACCUCUGGUCGCUCGCCCUCUCCGCGGCCGCGUCGCGCCACGGCGGAGCGACGCUGCUGCCACUCCUGCUGUUCGCGCACGCCGUCGCGCUGCUCCUCAAUUACUCCGCUGCGCGCAUCGUCGACGUUACCGGCGCCACCGUUCCUCAGGUGUGGCUUCACGAGUUUCCGCGCGCCCUCCGCCGCCUGCUGCCGCUCCUCUGCGCCGCCUCCAUCGUCGCGCUCGACGUCGCCGCGCUCUGGGCCUCCGCCACGGCGCUGCAGCUGCUGGCGGGGCUCGCGCUCAAGCCCGCGCUGCUGCUCUCCGCCCUCUCUGGCCUCGCCGCCAUCGCCGCCCCUCCCGGCAAGGUGCGCCCUUCCGCUGACUGCCAUCCGCUACGAAAUCAUUCCCCCUUUCUCGCCCCCGCCGCGUUCAUCCCGGCCCGCCUUCCCCUCCCCCUCGUCGCGCCCGCCGCGCUUCUCCCCUCCGCGGAGAGCGCGUGGAUGGGCGCGGCGCUGCUGGGCGCGUGUCUGCUGCCGCACACCUUCCUGCUCCUCGCCUGGCAGGAAAACGCCGACGCGGAAAAGCGCAAGCCAGAGAAGCAGGGGGCGGGCGCAGGGUGCACGGGGGGGCGGCGGUGGCGGCGGUGGGGGGAGCUGCUGCUGCCGCAGUCGCUGGCUCUGGCGGCGACGGCGCUGCUGGUGCUGGGCGCUGCUGCUGCUGCUGGGGCGAUGAGGAGAGGGGAGGGUGAGGAGGAUGAGGCACGGGGAAACACACUGCCCGUGCUGUCGCUGCAGGACGGCCACUGCCUUCUCGUGCAGCUGCUCACAGCCAAGGCAGCCCCAGGGCUAUUCGCGCUCGUGCUGCUGGCAGCAGCUCACCUCCUCGCGCCCUCCACCACCCUCGCCGCGCAGCUCGCGCUCUCCGCCUUCGCCUUCCCCCCUCCCCUCACCUCCUCCGCUCCCCCUUCCUCCCCCCCUCCCCGCCACCCCUCCCCGUACCUCGCCUUCGCAGCCACCCGCCUCGCCUCCCUCCUCCUCACUCUCCUCCCCGCGCUUCUCCUAGGGGAUUCCUCCGCCCUCCACUUGAUCCAAUCCGCGCCUCUCGCCCUCGCGCCCCUGCUCCCCCUGGCCGCCGCGCCCCUCAUCCGCCUGGCGGCUUCCCCCCACGUCAUGGGCCCCUGCCGCCUCCCCCCCGCCCUGCGCCUGCUCGCCUGCCUCGACUGCUGCGCCCUCUCCGCGCUCUCCCUCGCGCCCCUGGCCUCCGCGCUGCCCGCGCUGCUGCAGGGCUAUGCGGGGGAGAUGGAGGGCAUGGGGCUGUGGGAGUGGCUGGCGGGGGGGGCGUGGGCGGGGGAGGCGGGGGAGGAGGACGGAGGGGGGCUGGCAGUGGCGCUGGCGCCAGGCGCGGUGUGGCAUGGGGUGGCGCAGGUGGGGGCGGCCGUGGGGGGGAGUGUGGGGGUGGCGGCGGCGGUGGGAGCGCUGGUGUGGGUGAUGAGGGUGCCACUACGUUCGGAGGGAGCGGGGGAGGGGGAAGAGGAGGGGGAGGCGGAGGGGGAUAGUGUUAUGGAUGAAGGCAUGGGGAAAGAGACUCUUAUGGGCGGGGGGAUGGAUGGGGACGCGCGGGAGGGGAUGGCGGACUGGAUGUAUGGCGGGGAGGGGAUGGCGGGGGAGGAGAUGGGUGGGGAUGAUGUGAUGUGGCAGCAGCAGUGGGUGGAGGAAGAGGGGGAGGGGGGGUUGCGGUGGGGGGAGCAGGUGGUGUGCGAGGAAGGUGAGGAGGGGUGGGAGGGAACCCAGAAAUGGGGGGCAGAGUCUCUUGCAGGGGCAGAUGAGCAAGAGGGAGCAGGAGAGGGAAAGAUAGGGAGCAUGAGCAUGGGGCUUGAGAGUGGGGUCGUGAGCACAGCAGUGGCAGAGGGGAUGUGCGGGGGAGCAGGAGGAGAUACAGGACGCGCACUGCUGGGUGGGGUGGGUGGUGCAGGGCAGGUGUGGCAGGUGGAGGGGCCCAGUCGCUCCACUCCCAACCUGCGGGGCGACCUGCUGGGCGGACUCAGCCUCAGGGCGCACUCCCCCUCCCUGAUCGGGGAUGGUGGGCUGGCGGGGCAGUGCCAAGGCCUGCUCGCCCCUGGACGCCUGAGUUCCUUUCAGCAGCAGCAGCAGCAGCAGCAGCAGCAGCAGCAGCAGAUGCAGUUGCAGCAGCAGCGCGUGUAUCAGCAGGAGCGUGGAGUGGGGGCGCUUGGGUUUGCAGUGGUGGAAGACGAUGGUAUUGAUGAGAGUGACGUGGCAGAUACUGCUGCCAGCCUGGCACAGCUGAGCCAGCUGCAGCAUGAGUAUGCAGAAUUCAGCAGUUUGGGACGAGCUGAGAUUUCUGUGGGUGGUCCUGGUGGCGGGGCAGGCGGCAUCAUGGGCAGUGCAUGGGAGCAGCAGGUGGAUGAGCUGGUGGGGACGCGGUCACACCGCACUGCACCGCUCCAUGUGGGGCUCUGCGACGCUGCCUCACCUGCUGCGCUCACAAACGGGCGAGUGGGGUCGCUGCAGCGAACAGGCAGCGGGAGCAUGUGGGGGUAUGGCUCCCAGGCCAUGCGGGGCGCAGCAGCAGCAAGCAGCGGGGGCAGUGGAAAGUGGAGCACGAUGCAUGGGUGCGGCGCGGGGUGUGUGUGGGGCCCGGCGCUGGUGGUGUCGUUUGGGGUGUGGUGUGUGCACCGGGUGUUGGAGCUGUCUCAGCUCGAGAGUCGCCCGGAGCUCUGGGGCAAUUACACCUACGUACUCAACAGGCUGCAGGUCAGCCGCCUCCCCUCCUCCUUCCCCAGUGCGCAUCCCUGCAUCUUCUUCAAUCUUUUGGACCCUGCAUUUUCGCACCCGCGCCCGGUGCCGGUGCUGUGCGCCUGUUUUGGAGAGGCAGCGGGGCAGCCAGCACUAGCAGCGCAGCGCCUCUUCCAGGGGCUGCUGGGCGGCUCCCUCUGGGGCACGCAGAUUCCCCUCGCUAGCCCCAACUGGCCCUUCCCCGGCCCGCCAGGCCACCGGGGGCCAGCGUGUGCUGCUCUCUUUCUCGACCGCAUUCGCGAGGUGGAGGCGGCGGUGGGGGGGCGCAAGGGCAGGACGGGCACGGUGGCGGGGGAUGUGGCGUUUCCCAAGGGGAAGGAGAACCUCUCGUCGCCGCGCCGUGCCGCAAUGGACGGCGUCGAUCUCUCGAAAUGCCUGUGCGAGGCGGGCGCGGUGGAGUGGAUUCGCGACUGGUUUCAGGACUGCGUGUACUCGCGAUGGGACCUGCUCUCCUUCCUGCUGGGCCUCACCUCCAUCGCCUGCUGGCUCGUGGCGCAGCUGCCGCAGUUCAUUCAGAACAUCCGAGUCGGCUCCGCCGACGCGCUCUCGCCCUGGUUCCUCUUCCAAUGGCUCUCCGGCGAUCUGCUGAACCUUCUGGGCUGUCUGCUGUCGGGCAGCCAGCUCAUCACGCAGACCUUUACCGCCAUCUACUUCAUCUUCGCCGACUGCUGCAUCAUCGCACAGUACGUGUACUACCAACUGAAGAACCGCGACUCGCUCGAGCUGGACGCGGACUGCAUGUCGCGCGCGCCGUCGCAGCAGGACGGCUUCAUCACCGCCGCCGCCUUCUCCUCCCCCUCCGCCGCCCUCCGCCGCCCGCUCCUGUCCGCCAGGCCCGCCGCGCCCGCAGACCACGCGGACGCCGCCAGCAGCAACGGGGCGGUCAGCAGAGCGCUGUCUGUAGUGUCGCCGCCUAAGGCGAAGACACGGCGUGCUGUGGAGGAAAUCCGCGCUUUAGAAAACGAGCUGCCUUAUAGAGAGGGCCCCCACCUCCCCUCCGACCCCCGCCCCCUUUCCCUCCCACCUUCUCAAGACGCACACACAGCCGGAGCCGAAGCAGACGUGGCAGGAGAAACGGACGUGGCAGGAAAACCAGAGGUGGCAGGAGUAUCAGACGUGGCAGGAAAGGCAGACGUGGCAGGAAAAUCAGUGCAUCGGCGGCUCAAUGCUGCUGGGCGGAGAGAGCAAGGCGCAGGAGCGCGGGGGGACGGGCGAGGCAGGUUGUUGCGGAUAGUGGAGGAGGUAGAAGUGCGGGCAGACCUUUUUCCCGUGGCGUCAGACAGUGCAGGCGGAAGGGCGGACGGGGCAGGGGUGGUGGGGGAACGCAGCAGGAUACGAGCGACUGGUGCAGCUGCCACCGUGCCUGCUGCCACUGGGGGAGGGGCAUCUGAGGGAGGUAGCUUGUCUGGUGGAGGGGCAGCAGGGCCCAGGCCACAGAAGGCGGGGGCGCUGUCUCUGCUGCUGGGCUCGCUCAUGCUGCUGGCACUCGCAUCCUCUGCUCUCAACCCCGCAGAGCAAGGGGAUGCGCUCACAGCACAGCUCAGUGGUGGCGCUGGUCCGUGCAGAGGGGGCAGGUGCAGCAGGGCGUGGUGGGAAACAGGUGAGGGAGAGGUGGCGGCAGGGAGGAAGCUGCUGGCAGUGCAGGCGAGGGAGAUGCAGGCCGCGCAGUGGCAUCAGCUGCGGGGGGAGCGGCAUGUGUGGCAGCAGCAGGCGGGGGUGGAGGUGGGGAGAGCGAGGCCUGGCAACAGCACGCUCUGCCUGCUGCAUCCCCACCACCCCAACUGCCGGACCACUGCUGCUGUGCGCGCGAAUGGUGGCAGUGCAGUGAGUGAUGGUGGCAGUUUUGCGGGCAGGGAGGCAGGUGUGGUGCUGCAACUGCUGCCCCCCGUGCUUCCACUCGCUGGCAGACUGAGCGAGGAGCAUAAGAACGCGGGGGGGAGGGGCGGGGGGGAGGGGGAUGCGGAGAUGGCAGCGUGCCGGGCGGAGAGGAAGCGGCGGAGGAAGGAACCCAGCAAGUUCAUUCACCAGCUGGGCCUCAUGCUCGGGUGGGUGUCAGCGGGCUUCUACCUGGGCUCGCGGGUGUCGCAGAUCUGGCAGAACGCCGAGCGCGGGUCAGCAGAGGGGCUCUCCAUGGCCAUGUUUCUCUGCGCCUUCUGCGGCAACCUCACCUACGGCACUGCCAUUCUGCUGCGCGCCCCUUCUCUGGCGGCACUGAGUGGCAACCUGCCAUGGCUGCUGGGCAGCAUGGGGACUCUCUCCCUAGACAUCACCAUCUACCUGCAGGCCCAGUUUCUGAGCUGCAAGAAGGAACACUCAUCUGUCGUUCGCCCCGUCACUGUCUUAUGA